Molecule: messenger RNA, 1219 nt
Organism: Podospora bellae-mahoneyi
Lineage: Eukaryota; Fungi; Ascomycota; Sordariomycetes; Sordariales; Podosporaceae
Product: sporulation-induced protein
Exons: 3
Coding region: 41-1219 (392 amino acids)
Biological process (GO): G1/S transition of mitotic cell cycle
Cellular component (GO): cytoplasm
Molecular function (GO): protein serine/threonine phosphatase activity
Source: RefSeq, a predicted model, not a curated record
CCCCUCCCUCCCUCCCCACCAACCUCCUAAUUCCAGAACCAUGACCGCAGCGCCAAAGCCGGGCCCGGCGAAUCUCCGACCCGGAGCCGGUCUCGACGAGUGGCUCGAAGAAGCAAAACAAUGCCACUACCUACCAGAGUCUGUCAUGAAGCAGCUCUGCGAAAUGGUCAAAGAGGUCCUGAUGGAGGAGUCCAACAUCCAACCAGUAGUCACCCCUGUCACCAUCUGCGGCGACAUCCACGGCCAGUUCUACGAUCUCCUAGAGCUCUUCAGAGUGGCUGGUGGCAUGCCGGGCGACAACAACGUCCAGGCGCCCCAGACAGUCACAGCAGUCAUCACAUCCGACGACAUUGAGCCCCCGAGCGAAAUCACCGAUCCCAAGCUGCAAAAGAAGGUCAUAAAUUCUGGCCCAGCCCAAAUAAGUACAGAUCCAAACGAAACGAUCGUCGAGGGGGACACAACCACCGAAGCCAUCCUCCCUCCAAACGAGGGGCUCACCCAGUCAGCAGACACCAAGUUUGUCUUUUUAGGCGAUUUCGUCGACAGAGGGUAUUUCAGUCUGGAAACAUUUACUCUCUUAAUGUGUCUAAAAGCCAAAUACCCCGACAGAAUAGUCCUCGUCCGCGGCAACCACGAAUCCCGUCAAAUCACCCAAGUCUACGGCUUCUACGAAGAAUGCCAGCAGAAAUACGGCAACGCCUCCGUUUGGAAGGCCUGCUGUCAAGUCUUUGACUUUCUAGUCCUCGCAGCAAUCGUGGACGGGACCGUCCUGUGCGUCCACGGCGGCCUGUCACCCGAAAUUAGAACUAUCGACCAGAUCCGUGUUGUGGCUAGAGCGCAGGAGAUCCCGCAUGAAGGCGCGUUUUGCGAUUUGGUGUGGAGUGACCCAGAGGAUAUCGACACGUGGGCGGUGAGUCCGAGAGGAGCGGGUUGGCUGUUUGGCGAUAAGGUCGCUACCGAGUUUAACCACGUGAAUGGGCUGAAGACGAUUGCGAGGGCGCAUCAGUUGGUGAAUGAGGGUUACAAGUAUCACUUUAGCGAACGGUCGGUGGUGACGGUCUGGUCAGCACCGAAUUACUGCUAUCGCUGUGGUAAUGUGGCGUCGAUCAUGACGGUGGACGAGCAGCUCAAUACCAAGUUUAGCAUCUUCUCGGCUGUGCCGGAUGAUCAGCGCCAUGUGCCAGCUGGGAGGCGAGGGCCGGGUGAUUACUUCCUGUAG